This is a messenger RNA of Lachancea fermentati, 477 nucleotides long. The record is from the annotation of a GenBank genome assembly. NCBI's taxonomy places the organism in Eukaryota, Fungi, Ascomycota, Saccharomycetes, Saccharomycetales, Saccharomycetaceae.
AUGUCACAACUUCCUUCUAGUUUUGAUGGUCUGGAAAAUGACGUGGAGGAAAUGCCCUUCAUGGAAAAGAUAGUGUUCCACUGUAAGCAGCAACCUUUGGUGCCUCUUGGUACAUUACUGACAUGUGGUGCUGUUGUGUUGGCAGCCCAAAACGUCAGGUCUGGUAACAAGAGAAAGGCUCAAAAGUAUUUCCGCUGGCGUGUAGGUUUGCAAGGAUUAACCUUAGUUGCGCUGGUUGCGGGAAGUUUCAUCUACGGAACAUCAUACAAAGAAAGGAAGGCCAGAGAGGAUCAACUUCGGGAAAAAGCCAAGCUCAGAGAACAACUUUGGAUCCAGGAAUUGGAGCGUAGAGACCAAGAAACGCAAAUGCGCAAAAAGAGAGCUGAGGCCGCACGUCUCAAGACCCAAGCAAUGGAAGCUGAGACUUCCAAGCUAGAACGUGAGCUAAAAGAUCUUGAGGCACAAUUGAAGAAAUAA